Molecule: messenger RNA, 2476 nt
Organism: Ornithorhynchus anatinus (platypus)
Lineage: Eukaryota; Metazoa; Chordata; Mammalia; Monotremata; Ornithorhynchidae
Gene: ATAD1
Product: ATPase family AAA domain containing 1
Exons: 10
Coding region: 161-1246 (361 amino acids)
Cellular component (GO): mitochondrial outer membrane
Molecular function (GO): ATP binding; ATP hydrolysis activity
Source: RefSeq, a predicted model, not a curated record
UGCUGCUGUGGUGGAGACUGGUUGGCCUCUCGGGAUAUGCCUCCUCUGGGCCUGGGCCAGAGGGAUGACGGUCCCAGCUGAACCGGACGACAGGGCAAACCAGGAGGGGCUCUGCAACAACUAGCCCCAUGAAGAACUGGCAAAGAGGUUAGGAAUCAAAAUGGUGCAGGCUGAAGCCUUUUCUCGUCCCUUGAGUCGAAACGAAGUUGUUGGUUUAAUUUUCCGAUUGACAAUAUUUGGAGCAGUCACAUACUUUACCAUCAAAUGGAUGGUAGAUGCAAUUGAUCCAACCAGAAAACAAAAAGUAGAAGCUCAGAAACAGGCUGAAAAGCUAAUGAAGCAAAUUGGUGUGAAAAACGUGAAGCUUUCAGAAUAUGAAAUGAGCAUCGCCGCACAUCUAGUCGAUCCUCUUAACAUGCAUGUGACUUGGAGUGAUAUAGCAGGCUUAGAUGAUGUCAUUACCGAUCUGAAGGACACAGUCAUUUUGCCCAUCAAGAAGAAGCAUCUCUUUGAAAAUUCCAGGCUCCUGCAGCCUCCAAAAGGCGUUCUUCUCUACGGUCCUCCAGGCUGUGGUAAAACACUGAUUGCCAAGGCUACUGCCAAGGAAGCAGGGUGUCGCUUUAUUAACCUUCAGCCUUCAACGCUGACUGAUAAAUGGUAUGGAGAAUCUCAGAAACUGGCAGCUGCCGUUUUCUCUCUUGCAAUAAAGCUCCAGCCCUCCAUCAUCUUCAUAGAUGAAAUAGACUCCUUCCUUCGAAACCGUUCCAGUUCUGACCAUGAAGCCACGGCCAUGAUGAAAGCUCAAUUCAUGAGUCUUUGGGAUGGGCUGGAUACUGAUUACAGCUGCCAGGUGAUUGUGAUGGGGGCCACUAAUCGUCCUCAGGAUCUUGACUCGGCCAUUAUGAGAAGAAUGCCUACGCGAUUUCAUAUCAACCAACCUGCUCUAAAACAGAGAGAGGCAAUCUUGAACUUGAUUUUGAAGAAUGAAAAUGUCGAUGGCGAUGUGAACCUGCUACAAGUUGCUAAAGAAACCGAUGGGUUUUCAGGAAGCGAUUUGAAAGAGAUGUGUCGGGAUGCGGCACUCCUGUGUGUGAGGGAAUAUGUCAAUUCCACAGCGGAAGAAAGCCACGAGGACGAUGAAAUCCGGCCAGUGCAACAGCAGGACCUGCACCGGGCAAUUGAGAAGAUGAAGAAAUCCAAGGAGGCGGCCUUUCAGAACGUUUUAACGCAUGUUUGUGUAGACUAAGAGUAAAGGGCAUCUCUUGGAACCGUCUCUAAAAGGGCCCUCUUAAAGAGUGAGAGGAGGGGAGUGUCUCUGAAGAAAAGGGGAGAGUCUCGUGUCAUUUCUGACUUUGGGUUCGUACUGGGAAUUCUAAGUUAUUGUCAGCACAGUCAUCCCGUGAACACUUUGGCCUGUGUGGUAUGUCGGGGGGCGGGGUGGGAGGGAGGAACCGUUUCGGCUCUGAUUGCUUGUAUUUUGCCUGUGGCUGCUUGUAUUUUGCCCCCUUCUACCUUUCAGUGUGUCCGGAGGUUUGGAAGCCGUGCGUUACUUCGUGAGUCAUCUGUGGCAGGGGGAUGGGAGCUAUUGCUAGUUCCUGUAUAUAUGUGCGUAUGAGUAUGUGGGGGAGAUGUAUACAUUAAAUGUAUAGCUCUACCCGUUUUAUAUUGAUAUAAUCUGUAGAUACAUGGGAAUACAGAUUUUUUUUUUUUUACCCAACUACUGAAUUAAAUUGCACCAUGCAGUUAAAGAGAAACAAAUGAAAUGAUCUCAUUGUGUUACAUGACUUGUUUCACCUCUUUCUCACAUGGUAUUAGUAGAAUCUUCUUAAAUUUUAGGUGAACUUAAAUGAAGGGGGAUAUAGGUGACUGUUUCGUGUGAAUGUGUUCGAGAUCUUCCGGUGCCAUUCAGUUAACGCGCGGCCAUCUUGGGACAUUUUUUUUUUGUACGAAAAUCUGUUCAAUGAUUGUUGAAAGUAUGCUUUUUGAGUUCUAUUUUCUUUAAUAAUGGGUAAAUACAAUUUAGCGAACAAAAAUAACGGCUUUAUUUAACAGUUUAAAAUAAGUAAAUACGAUAUAAAACUCCAAAGGUGUUAAAUAUCGUGCUGAAAUCUUUUGUAACUUUAGUUUUUUAAAAUUUUCCCAUAGCAAUGUUCCAAGUCGCGCGCUAGACAAGGGCACUUGUGCUUAUCAAAAUUCCCCAAUAUUGGAGGAGUCGAGGGUGUUUUUUAAAGAGAAUUAUCUAUGUAUCGCGAAUGUAUUUGGGAUGAGGGGCAGGGAGGUGUGCACGGAACAAACGCGGGACACUGAAAAGCCAAUUGCAAAGGGUGGGGAAGGAAGAAUGAACAGACCAUCCAGUGAGCCAAGCAAGACUCCAAGGAAUCUCACCCAAAGUUCUCUGAGCCUGUUUUACACCACUGUUGUUUUGUAAGCACAUAAUAAAGGACUCCCCCUCUGCCUGGAGAACUUCUCCAAUGAA